Messenger RNA from Nezara viridula (southern green stink bug), 252 nucleotides. NCBI's taxonomy places the organism in Eukaryota, Metazoa, Arthropoda, Insecta, Hemiptera, Pentatomidae. The record is from the annotation of a GenBank genome assembly.
AUGAAUGGAGGAGGGAACGUACAAAUUCGGCCAUCGAAGAUAUACAAACUGUACACGGCAUUAUGGUGCGAAGCGUGUUACAAAGAACUGAAGGAAUUAUUAGAUAAAAACGCAGGUCCUAACGGAAUAAUUGACUACAACAUUGAUUUCAUCAAUAAGCGCCUUUCCGUGAGUACACCGCUUACACUGGAGGAAGUGAAGCUGAUGCUGCAGAAGAUUGGAAGGGACUUCUCAACCGAGGAUACAUCUUAG